GCGAUUUCCCUGUUAGCCCGUGUAGCCCCCUCAGUACUUGGCACAUACAGUCCGCUUGUGCGCUGUGCCCAGUGAGUGGCCCGAAUGGCUGCAGGGGCGGGGCUUCCCUUGGCUUUCCCUAAGGGGGCAAUGUGCCUCCUGCGCUCCGGCAGCUGGAAAUGAGCGCACAGAGAGCUCCGGAUUUCUUACUACUGGUGCAGCUCCCGGUCCCCAGCAGCAGACAUGAGCCUCAUCCAUUCGUGCUGCCUUGCCCUCUUGCUGUUCCUGGGUGUGGAUGCGAGAGAGAAGCGUCAGUCAGCAGCUGUCACAGCCCGAAGAAAUGAAGUUGAUAGCCAAGCCGCCUUCCUUAGGAGUGCGUGCCAUAACAAGCCGCUGGAUCUUGUGUUCAUCAUUGAUAGCUCUCGCAGCGUACGGCCCCCUGACUUUGAGAAGGUGAAGGAAUUUCUUAUCACCAUGUUGAAGUUUCUAGACAUUGGCCCAGAUACCACGAGGGUCGGACUCCUGCAGUACGGCAGCACUGUGAAAAACGAGUUUUCUCUGAAGACGUACAAGAAAAAAAUGGACAUUGAAAGAGCAGUGAAAAGAAUGAUGCAUUUGGCCACCGGCACCAUGACUGGACUGGCUAUCCAGUAUGCCAUGAACAUUGCCUUCUCUGAAUCUGAAGGGGCACGGCCCUUAAACCAACACGUGCCAAGAAUCGCCAUGAUUGUAACAGAUGGGCGGCCACAGGAUCCAGUAGCGGAAAUUGCAGCGAAGGCGAGGAACUCUGGCAUUCUUAUCUUUGCCGUUGGGGUUGGCCGAGUCGACAUGAGCACUUUAAAAACCAUUGGAAGUGAGCCCCACACCGAGCACGUGUUUUUGGUGGCAAAUUUUAGCCAAAUCGAAACACUGACAACAGUUUUCCAGAACAAACUAUGUGCUCCACAUCUCUGUAGCACAGCCAGACAUGGUUGUGAUCACUUUUGUAUCAAUACGCCAGGCUCCUACCUUUGUAAAUGCAAGCAAGGCUACGUUCUGAAUCCCGAUGAGAAGACGUGCAGCACCCAGGACCUGUGUGCCACCGAGAAACAUGGCUGUGAGCAAAUCUGUGUCAAUACCCCAGGAUCAUAUUUGUGCCAGUGCUAUGAAGCCUAUAAAUUGGCUGCUGAUGGAAAAUCCUGUACUGUUACAGACUAUUGUGCCGUGGGUAAUCAUGGCUGCCAACACCAAUGCAUUAAUGUUAAUGACACCUACGUCUGCCAGUGCCACCCGGGGUUUAUUCUCAACCAAGAUAAGAAAACCUGCAGGAGACCAGACUACUGCGCUAUGUCCAACCAUGGCUGUCAGCACGAGUGCGUGAAUAAUGAUAACUCCUUUGUCUGUAAAUGCCGCAAUGGAUUUUCUCUUAACCCCGACAAGAAAACUUGCCGAAAAAUCAACCACUGUGCUUUGGGCAGGAACGGAUGCCAGCACGAAUGCGUGAACACUGACAACUCCUUCUUAUGUAGAUGCCACAAAGGUUACGCAUUGAACCAGGACGGAAAAACCUGCAGAAAGGUGGACCGCUGUGCUGAGACCAACCAUGGGUGCCAGCAUAUUUGCAUGAAUACAGAUGACUCCUUCACCUGUCGCUGCUAUGAAGGGUUCCUCCUAACUGAAGACCUAAAAACCUGCAGGGCUGUGGACCACUGUGCUUUGAGCAACCAUGACUGUGAGCACUUGUGUGUAAAUACUGAAGGCUCCUACACUUGCCAUUGCUUUGAAGGCUAUGACCUCCGUGAUGAUAAAAAGACAUGUAGAAGUCGAGAUAUUUGCAAGUCCCUUGACCAUGGCUGUGAGCAUAUCUGUGUGAGCAGUGACGAUUCCUACCUCUGCAAAUGCUUUGAAGGAUACACCUUGGGAGAAGAUGGAAAAAGCUGCAAAAGUGAAAGAAAAUGCGGGGAAGGGCCAGUCGACCUGGUAUUUGUCAUUGAUGGGUCUAAAAGCCUCGGAGAGAACAACUUUGAGAUUGUAAAGCAGUUUGUCAAUGGGAUUUUAGAUUCCCUUGAAAUCUCCCAGAAAGCAGCCCAUGUAGGACUGAUUCAGUAUUCCACUCACAUCCGCACGGAGUUUACAAUGGCGCAAUACAGUUCAGCCAAAGACGUGAAAAAGGCCGUGUCUCAGAUAAAAUACAUGGGCAGAGGCUCCAUGACUGGACUGGCCUUGAAGUUAAUGCACGAGAAAAGCUUUUCAGAAGUGCAGGGUGCAAGGCCGCGGGCCAUGGGUGUCCCCAGAGUGGCGAUCGUGUUCACAGAUGGACGAGCUCAGGAUGAAGUAUCCGAGUAUGCUAAAAAAGCCAAACAAAGCGGCAUUACCAUCUAUGCUAUUGGAGUAGGGAAGGCAAUAGAUGAAGAACUACAAGAGAUUGCUUCUGCGCCCCAGGAGAAGCACGUGAUCUACGCAGAAGACUUCAGUGCAAUGGGGUACAUAACAGAGAAGCUGAAAUCCAGCAUUUGUGAAGAACUUUCUUCUGAGCUCAAGAGCGGGAGCAGUGAAGUGACAGUGUCGUGUUCUAUGUCCACCAUAAAGCUGACUACCCAAGCGGAAGAGAAAGCCACAGAGGAUCAGUGCAAGUGUAAGAAUAUCUUGGACUUUCAAAACAGCGCCACGGAAGAAGUCAAGAGGCUAACGCAACAAUUAGAUGCAGUAACACGGCGACUGGAACAACUGGAGAAACGCGUGGGUCAGAAAUAGGAAGGUGUUGGUUAAACCGUAAGAGCAUCUGAGCAGAACCAAAGUUACACGAUGGAAGCAGCGGAACAGAGCUGCACAGUUCAGCACAACUCCCCCAGACUGGAUCAGAGUUUUAUAGCACACAGCAAAUCAUAUUCUAUUUAUGUACAGAUGGGAUUGCAUGUCGGAAUCCAGAAAACUAGAACUAUGGAAUAUUUGGCGCCGCUUAAUUUAUGGAACAGAGAAUUCAUUUGGAAGAGUAAUGAGGAAGAAACAGUUUUGUGGGCCAAAGUCUAUUUUGUAAAUCCAAGAUAUUUUUUAGCUUUUCUCUCGUGGUUUUAUAAAAUAUGAAUAAAUUGUCAAGUAUUUUUAAAAAA
Messenger RNA from Xenopus tropicalis (tropical clawed frog), 3068 nucleotides. It is a transcript of the gene matn2, whose product is annotated as matrilin 2. The record is from RefSeq and is a predicted model, not a curated record. NCBI's taxonomy places the organism in Eukaryota, Metazoa, Chordata, Amphibia, Anura, Pipidae. The coding region runs from base 223 to 2712 and encodes 829 amino acids. Gene Ontology annotation, cellular component: matrilin complex; non-collagenous component of basement membrane; extracellular region. The transcript has 16 exons. Gene Ontology annotation, molecular function: calcium ion binding.